AUGGAUGCUGAACAGAAUCAGGAAGUUCCAGAGGCUGUUGCUGAGACACAGGAAGUGGCGAUGAAACGAGAGGAGAAAUCGGAGCCUAAGUCUAAAGAGGUGGCACCUUCAGAACCUCCAAAAGCAGCCCCUGAACCCGAGAAGACCCCAGAGACGGAGCAUUCUGCUGUGGGAUUGUCAGAAAAGGAGAAAGCGAUGGACUCUGAAACUCCUCCUGCCAAACCGUCUGAACCCGAGGUGGCGCUGGAAAAAUCUCCUGAGGAAACCCCAACUGCCGAGUCUUCUGAGAAACCCCCUGAGCCAGAACAGCAGAAGAAGUCUGAGGAGCCACAGGUUCAAGUGAAUUCUGAGCCUGAGAAGCAGGAGGAAGAAGCUGUGAAAGAGAUGGAGCCUAAGAAAGAGGAGGAGCCUGCCAAAGAGGCUGAGUCCAAACCCAUUGCUGUGAAUGAAGCCAAGCCCGAAGAAUCUGAUAAAGGUGAGGAGACAAAGACAGAAGGAGGAGAGGAUAAGGUACAACCAGAGGCUGAUGGAGUUGAAGCUAAGCCUCCGAAAGAGGCAGAGACCAAGCAGAAAGAGCCAGAGCUGCCUUUGUUCUUUGGCUGGUUCCUGCUUCCAGAGGAAGAGGAGCGAAUUAAGUGUGCAACCAUGGACUUUCUCAAGACGCUGGACACUUUGGAGGCCUUCAAAGAACACAUCAGUGAAUUUACUGGUGAGGCGGAGAAAGAAGUGGAUCUUGAGCAGUAUUUCCAGAACCCAUUGCAACUCCACUGCACUACAAAGUUCUGUGAUUAUGGGAAAGCAGAGGGGGCUAAAGAGUAUGCAGAGCUACAGGUGGUCAAGGAAUCCCUUGCCAAAUCUUAUGAGCUUUCCGUCACUGCUCUCAUAGUGACCCCUCGUACGUUUGGGGCCCGUGUGGCUUUGACAGAAACCCAGUUGAAGCUGUGGCCCGAGGGAGCAGACAAAGAAGGGGUCGCUCCGGCCCUCCUGCCCAGUGUAGAGGCUCUUCCAGCGGGUAGCCGUGCCCACGUCACAUUAGGCUGCUCGGCCGGCGUUGAGGAGGUUCAGACCGGUUUGGAUUUGCUGGAGAUCCUGGCUCUGCAGAAGGAGGGCAAGGAGGGCACCCAGGUCGAGAUGGACUUGGGUACUUUGACCUACCUGAGCGAGGGCCGCUGGUUCCUCGCCCUGAGGGAACCGAUUACCGCAGAUACCACCUUCACUUUCGCAGCUUUAGUGUGUGCACAGGGAUGGCUUGGGAUGAUUUGGCAGGCAGUGUGAGACCAGAUGUUCCAAAGUGGCCUGCUGGCUCCCGGCUUUCUCUUAGCUGGUGCCUUUUUUCCUUUUGCCUGGCAACACAAGCUCAGAGGCCUUAGUAUCUGCCUUAAGGUCAUGGAUCACUCUGCUGGAAAGUUCACUCUGCGUUAGGUGCUAGUUCACUUGGCUGUUUGGCCGCCACACCAUCCCUGUUCCCUUUACACAGGUACAUCCACGAUCGGUCUUCCUUACACGUGACACUCAUGUAGAACACUUAGAUUUAGCACAACUUUACUGGUUUGAUUAACUGAUUUAUACUCCUUUCCAGCCGAGUUCUUGUUGAUUAGUCUAGAUACAUGGUUUCACAUUCAGUAUCUUUAGAAGAUAUGCAUUCUAAAUUUACAUUUAGAUCUUCGAGUUCAUGAAAUAGAGCACCUUGAUCCUUCAUCACAGGAAGUUUUGGCAUAGAGUAUAAAUUUGUUAGUUUAGUAUGUGAUUCUUCGGUGUCCCUCUCUUUCUUCGGCCUUUGUGGAGCUGAUAAUUUCCAAGAAUUCAUGCUGCACCGUUGUUAUAAUCCCACCGAUAGUGAUCUGUUGUGUGUGUGUGUGCAUGCCUUUUGCCAAAAAGAGAAGAAAAAAAAACACGACAUGGUUAAUCUCUCUCUCGCAAUCACGUAAAAUUAACCAAGGUUUUUCUUUUUAUCAAAUAAGAUUACAUACUCUCUGUGACAUGUUUUUAGGCUAAAGUGUGCAUGUGUGUGUAUGAAAUAGUGUUCUCUCCUAAACUUAUCAUUUACACAGUGUUGGUCAAACCAUCAGAGACCCCUUUUGAAUUUACAGCCCGUCACGUCGGAUGAGACAUGCCUGUACUUCUCUUCAUUAUAUCUGUACGAUCAGCUCUUUCAUAAACCAGUAUAUUCACAUGUGAUGGUACAUUUACUCUCUCUGUCUCACUCAUUCUUAUCAAUUUUGAAAAAAAAAAAAAAAAGUGCACUCUAAAUACUGUGACAAGCAUCUAUCUGGUGCCUUCCUCUUCUGUAGGUUUCUAGAUGGCCGAAGCCAUGCUUCUUAUAGGUCUCUAACAUCAAGGCACUCAAUUUUUGCACUUGCCUUGUUUUUCAUUUUUUGUACACUUAAUAAAGAAUGUGCUUGGCUCUGACAA
Molecule: messenger RNA, 2412 nt
Organism: Sinocyclocheilus rhinocerous
Lineage: Eukaryota; Metazoa; Chordata; Actinopteri; Cypriniformes; Cyprinidae
Exons: 4
Coding region: 1-1275 (424 amino acids)
Biological process (GO): cyclic nucleotide catabolic process
Cellular component (GO): cytoplasm; membrane
Molecular function (GO): 2',3'-cyclic-nucleotide 3'-phosphodiesterase activity
Source: RefSeq, a predicted model, not a curated record